UCAACCUCUACCACUGUCUACACAUCGUUCCUCAGCAGACAACCGACACCAUGAGGGGUAUAUUCGCACGAAUAUUCGCACGAAUACUCGGCAUCUCUGAGCCUGUCGCCUACGAGUAUGAGCCGCUCCCAUCCAGUGAGCACUUCCGCUAUCUCAUCCUCAACCCGGGGAUUGGCGACGAGCCGCUGGUCUGUUCUCUCGACACCACGCCUUUGGCAGGAAAGCUGUUUUACGAGAUCAUCUCUGACUACUGGGCAUCUCCGGAGAAAGACCGAACUAUUAGGUGUAACAAAAGGUCUUUGACCAUCACGUCAAGUCUGCACGAAGCGUUGCGCGCGCUGCGCUACGCUGAAUGUUUAAGGGAGCUCUGGGUUGCUGAGAUGUGCAUCAACCAGGACGAUAUCGAAGAGCGACUAAAGCAGAUUGAUCUUAGGCUGCGGAUACAUCAGAAGGCGCACCGUGUGCUUUAUUAUACGGGACCUGGUUCUCUCGACGGCCAGAGAUGAGGUGGCUAUUGUUGAGAGGAUCGAGGCGCCAUUGCAAAGGAUUCCGCAAGCGUAGACAGCGUUUUUUUUGGAGAGUUGAAGUAAAGUGUGUGC
Messenger RNA from Didymella exigua CBS 183.55, 599 nucleotides. RefSeq lists its product as uncharacterized. Lineage: Eukaryota; Fungi; Ascomycota; Dothideomycetes; Pleosporales; Didymellaceae. The transcript has a single exon. The coding region runs from base 51 to 506 and encodes 151 amino acids. The record is from RefSeq and is a predicted model, not a curated record.